AGGCUGAGAGAGGCGACGGGGCCGCCCGCGCGGGGUCUGCGGCGGCGGAGGCGGUGGCAACAACCCGGCCCGGCCCGGCCCCGCUCGGCCCAGCCCGGCACAACGGAGCGCGGAGGCGGGAGGAGAGGCAGCCCCGCACCUCCUGAAAAUCACGCAGAAAGAAAUCUCUCAAGAUUGAGUAUUUUUGAGUAAAGAAAAGAUAAAAUGGCGUCAAUGUUGCUCAGUCGACAGCUGACCUGCUGUCUGCAGCAUAACUCCAGGCUGCUUGUAUUUGGACACAGAUAUAUCAGUCAAAGCUGCAGCUAAAAUUGAUGUGGAUUUUGAUUUAUGAUGGACCACUAAUGAAGACAGAAGUUCCUGGACCAAAGAUCUAGAGAAUUAAUGAAGCAAUUGAAUGGAAUUCAGAAUGCAGAAGGUGUACACUUCUUUUGCAAUUAUGAAGAGAGCCGAGGGAACUACCUUGUAGAUGUAGAUGGCAAUCGCAUGCUGGAUCUCUACUCUCAGAUUUCAUCCAUCCCAAUAGGUUACAGCCAUCCCUCCCUGAUAAAACUUCUGCAGCAGCCACAGAACUUGAGCACUUUUAUCAACAGACCUGCCCUAGGGAUUUUACCUCCUGAGAACUUUGCAGAUAAGCUGAAGGAAUCUUUGUUAUCAGUAGCUCCUAAGGGCCUGUCACAGGUGGUGACCAUGUCUUGCGGAUCCUGCUCCAAUGAAAAUGCCUUUAAAGCAAUAUUUAUGUGGUACAGAAACAAGGAGAGAGGCCAUAAUAACGUCACAAAAGAGGAACUGGAAUCUUGCAUGAUUAACCAGCCCCCCGGCUGCCCUGACUACGCCAUGCUCUCCUUCAUGGGCGGCUUCCACGGAAGGACCAUGGGUUGCUUAGCUACAACUCACUCUAAAGCAAUUCACAAGUUGGACAUUCCAUCGCUGGACUGGCCUAUUGCUCCAUUUCCAAGGCUAAAGUAUCCUCUGGAAGACUUUGUGAAAGAGAAUCAACAGGAAGAAGCCCGUUGUUUAGAGGAGGUGGAAGACCUGAUUGUGAAGUACAGGAAAAAGAAGAAGAUUGUGGCUGGAAUUAUUGUAGAACCAAUACAGUCAGAGGGUGGGGACAAUCAUGCUUCAGAUGACUUCUUCAGAAAGCUACGAGAUAUUGCCAGAAAGCAUGGCUGUGCGUUCUUGGUGGAUGAGGUGCAGACAGGAGGUGGCUGCACAGGAAAAUUCUGGGCACAUGAACACUGGGGCCUGGAUGACCCAGCUGAUGUGGUAACGUUCAGUAAGAAGAUGAUGACAGGAGGAUUUUUCUCCAAAGAAGAGUUCAGGCCAAAUGCUCCCUUUCGGAUUUUUAAUACCUGGCUUGGAGACCCAUCCAAGAACCUGAUGCUUGCUGAGGUCAUUAAGGUUAUUAAAACAGAAGACCUUCUAAACAAUGCAACCCACGCUGGGAAGGCACUACUGACCGGGCUGUUGGAUUUACAGGCUCGUUAUCCCCACCUUAUCAGCAGAGUGAGAGGAAGAGGAACAUUCUGUUCGUUUGACACUCCAAAUGAUGCGACUAGAAACAAGUUAAUUACAAUAGCCAGAAACAAAGGUGUUGUGCUGGGAGGCUGUGGUGACAGAUCAAUUCGCUUUCGUCCAACGCUGAUCUUCAAGGAUCAUCAUGCACACCUCUUUCUGAACAUUUUCAGUGACAUCUUAGCAAACUUCAAGUAAAAAGGAGUUCCCUCACACUGAACAGCUGAUUAUGAAAUUAGUUUGCAUUAAUUCAUGUCUUCUCUACUUACAAGAUUAGUGUAAAGUCAUAAACUAAAGUUUGUGUUCUGUCUGUAAUCCUGCCCAAGGCAAGCUGCUCCAUGCAAAUUCAACCCAGGCAGAGCAUUGGUACCAGCAGGUUCAUGCUGCUGUCCCACACUGUGCAUUGGUAGAAGCUAUGGCCCUCCAUCUUCUGGCUUGGGUUCUUUAAUUGCAGAGUCCUCUCUACAUGCAUGGUCCUGACUAUCUGGUUGUCCAAAUAUAAACUGGUACAGCCCCUGUUCACAGGUAAUCCCAGUAGAUAGAUAUACUCUUGCAUCUAGAGACAGCAACAUGUAUGGCACGACACUCAAGAGCCACACGCCUGCCAUACAGAAAGUGCCAUUCUUUCAUGGUAGCUUGAAAAUAAGAGGAGUUUCAAGGAAAGCUCUGCUUUCCAACACUGCCAACUACGGUAUUUUUAGAGAAUAAUUUCCAGCUUCAUCUCCCUGAAUACAGACAUCUGCCACUCCCACUGGAUUAAGAACCAUCAGCUAUACAUUCCCAGGCUCCAGCCUGCUCAUACUGCUUCAGAGGCACUAGUGCACUCAGCCACACGUGCAGCACUGUAUGUGGAACUGAUGUACUUUUUUUCCUCAUCCUGGAUUUUAACACUUUUGACUUCUCUUACAAUCAGACUUGUACAAUGAAAACUAUACCCUUAAGUAUGUAAUUUUACAAAUCUUACUAAAUCAUGUGAAGCACAUUAUUUCAAUCUUUCAGCAACCUAGAAUGAUUUGAGAUUAUUUUACCAUUUUCCCCUAACACUGUAGCCAUGAAUUUAUCUAUUAAGGCUCUACAUGACUACUUGAGAUAUUUUGUACAACUACAGCAGAACUGCUUGACCUUAGCUGUUACCUGACAUCAGAAACACUACAGUGAAGGCCUAGUCCUAAUUGCACAUUUAUAAUGCAAAGUAAUUCUAUUUUAGUUCUACUAGUUAAGUCUUAGUCAUUUAUACUUCAGAGAUCUUUUAGUAAGCCACAGCAUCAGAAAGUGCCAACAGUUCGUUAAUUUGUUUCCCUUAGAGAAUUGUUUUGGGUGUCUCUUUACUAUGUACUCUACUGUUUGCUUGAGGCUGACUUGAACUGGGUCUCCUGCCCUUUUUUCCUUGGCUACCAAGAAUCUGGAUUUUGUUUAUAAAGUUUAACUCUAUUGUGCACCAAAAAACAGGGACCACAGUGGACUUUCCUGUUGCCCUAUUAGGAUCUGACCACAGUUUUAAAGUACCCAGUAAGAGAGCAGUUAAAAGAUUUACGUGUUUAUUAAAACCACCAAAAUGUACAAGUUCUCUUACCUGCUUUGAGAAGUGUUAAUCAUGGUUUGUCCAUUUUGUUUUCUGAAUGCUGGUACUGGGAAACUCAAGUACACUCAAUUCUAGCUUAAAAAGAGAUUUCUGGAAACCUCUGCAGAAACCAGUAUUCUGAUACCAUCUGGUCCAAAUCUGAGCAGGUUUUUGAACAGAGGUUGUAGAAAUCUAGAGGAAGGACUGGUGAAUUGGUGUUGAAGAAAAACCUCAUUGUCAUCACUGUCCUCAUAAGCCUAUUAUCAACAAGUGGAAAGUCACAACAAGAACUGUAUUUUACAGCAUUUUGAGAAUUAGUCUGUUCAACAUAUCAGUGCAGUAGUUUUAGUAAAUGUCUCUAGCAAGUCUUGUACUUUUACAGAAGCAAAGGUCCAGUAUUACCACAUGGUCACUUUUAUUAUGAAUACUCUAGAUGUUUUUAUAAUUUUUACUGACACUCAGUAACUGUAAUUGUGUACAUGUUGAUGAAAUCAUGUUAGAGAGUACAUAGAAAGCACUGCAGCUGAAGCAUAUAAAGUUAAUAUUGUUUACAGCAUACUGUGGACAGUGCCAAAUAAAUGUUUAAACAAAUACUUAACUACACUUCAUGGUGUAACUAGUAACUGUACACAGAUUCAUUAAAAAUGACAUCUCAUGUAAUCAAUAUUCUUAAAUAAAAUAUUUAUAAUUGAA
This is a messenger RNA of Calypte anna (Anna's hummingbird), 3766 nucleotides long. It is a transcript of the gene ABAT, whose product is annotated as 4-aminobutyrate aminotransferase. Gene Ontology annotation, molecular function: pyridoxal phosphate binding. Lineage: Eukaryota; Metazoa; Chordata; Aves; Apodiformes; Trochilidae. Gene Ontology annotation, biological process: GABA catabolic process. The record is from RefSeq and is a predicted model, not a curated record. The transcript is spliced from 16 exons. Bases 382 to 1710 code for a protein of 442 amino acids. Gene Ontology annotation, cellular component: mitochondrion.